This is a messenger RNA of Lates calcarifer (barramundi perch), 1781 nucleotides long. RefSeq names its product tubulin alpha-1C chain. Gene Ontology annotation, biological process: mitotic cell cycle; microtubule cytoskeleton organization. Gene Ontology annotation, molecular function: GTP binding; structural constituent of cytoskeleton. Gene Ontology annotation, cellular component: cytoplasm; microtubule. The coding region runs from base 142 to 1491 and encodes 449 amino acids. The record is from RefSeq and is a predicted model, not a curated record. The transcript has 4 exons. NCBI's taxonomy places the organism in Eukaryota, Metazoa, Chordata, Actinopteri, Centropomidae.
UUCUCCGCCCCCUGUAGUAGCUAUAAAAGUGUGUGUGUGACACACUGAUGGGACUUCACUCACAGAGAUCUCAUUAUAGGUGCACUGUGAGAACCCACAGGUUUCAACUUCUUCUCCUAAAAGGACAAAGAAAACAGCAGAAUGCGCGAGUGUAUCUCCAUCCACGUUGGCCAGGCCGGUGUCCAGAUGGGCAACACCUGCUGGGAGCUGUACUGCCUGGAGCAUGGCAUCCAGCCUGACGGCCACAUGCCCAGCGACAAGCCCUCUGGAGGCUAUGACGACUCCUUCACCACCUUCUUCAGCGAGACUGGCACCGGGAAGUACGUCCCCAGAGCCAUCUUUGUCGACCUGGAGCCGACUGUGAUUGAUGAGGUUCGUACAGGCACGUACCGCCAGCUUUUCCACCCUGAGCAGCUGAUCUCGGGGAAGGAGGACGCCGCCAACAACUACGCCCGUGGUCAUUACACUGUUGGAAAAGAGCACAUCGACUCCGUUCUCGACAGGAUCCGCAAACUGUCCGACCAGUGCACAGGGCUCCAAGGUUUCCUGGUCUUCCACUCCUUUGGAGGAGGAACCGGCUCAGGCUUCACCUCUCUGCUGAUGGAGCGCCUCUCGGUGGACUUUGGCAAGAAGUCAAAGCUAGAGUUUGCCAUCUACCCGGCCCCUCAGGUGUCCACGGCCGUGGUGGAGCCCUACAACUCCAUCCUGACCACCCACACCACCCUGGAGCACUCGGACUGCGCCUUCAUGGUGGACAACGAGGCCAUCUACGACAUCUGCCGCAGGAAUUUGGACAUCGAGCGUCCGUCUUACACCAACCUGAAUCGCCUAAUCAGCCAGAUCGUCUCCUCCAUCACUGCCUCCUUGCGCUUCGACGGCGCCCUGAAUGUGGACCUCACAGAGUUCCAGACCAACCUGGUGCCCUACCCUCGUAUCCACUUCCCCCUGGCCACCUACGCCCCUGUCAUUUCUGCAGAGAAGGCCUAUCAUGAGCAGCUCACUGUGGCUGAAAUCACCAACUCCUGCUUCGAGCCGGCCAAUCAGAUGGUGAAGUGCGACCCUCGUCACGGCAAGUACAUGGCCUGCUGCCUCCUGUACCGCGGAGACGUGGUGCCCAAAGAUGUCAACGUGGCGAUCAGCACCAUCAAGACGAAGCGCAGCAUCCAGUUUGUGGACUGGUGUCCCACAGGCUUCAAGGUGGGCAUCAACUACCAGCCUCCCACUGUGGUUCCUGGAGGAGACCUGGCCAAGGUGCAGAGGGCCGUGUGCAUGCUGAGCAACACCACCGCCAUCGCCGAGGCCUGGGCUCGACUGGACCACAAGUUCGACCUGAUGUACGCCAAGAGGGCCUUCGUCCACUGGUACGUGGGAGAGGGGAUGGAGGAGGGAGAGUUCUCUGAGGCCAGAGAGGACAUGGCCGCCCUGGAGAAGGAUUACGAAGAGGUCGGCAUCGACUCAUUUGAAGAGGAUGAAGAGGGAGAGGAGUAUUAAAAAAGAAAAGUUAAAGUAUUCACAGAUUGUAAUAGGUUUUAUCUACUCAAGAAGUGAUUUUAAUGUCCGGCAGUCACUGAGUUCAGUCUCCUCUAGAGACAGUCUGAGUGUUAAUUUGCAGUUUAACAACUGGUUUGCAGACGACUAAUAAACACUAAUGUCACUGCCAAGCAGCAGUUUGUCCAAGCUCAAUCCCAUGGUGUUUGGUUUUAUUUACAAAUGACUCUCCAGUGGGAGAGAAUAUAUCUUUACCUUCUUUUCUAAAUAAAGCCUUCUUGGUCAAAACCAUA